This is a messenger RNA of Cricetulus griseus (Chinese hamster), 1729 nucleotides long. NCBI's taxonomy places the organism in Eukaryota, Metazoa, Chordata, Mammalia, Rodentia, Cricetidae. The record is from RefSeq and is a predicted model, not a curated record.
GAACUCAACAUAUUGUAUGAAAGUAUCCAUCUCACUGACAGUAGGAGAAAAUGACACUGGACUCUGCUACAAUUCCAAGAUGAAGUACUUUGAAAAAGCUGAACUUAGCAAAAGCAAGGAAAUUUCAUGCCGAGACAUAGAGGACUUUUUAUUACCAACCAGGGAACCUGAAAUCCUUUGGUACAAGGAAUGUAGAACAAAAACAUGGAGACCAAGUAUCGUGUUCAAAAGAGAUACUUUACUCAUAAGAGAAGUCAAAGAAGAUGACAUUGGAAACUAUACCUGUGAAUUAAAAUAUGGCGGCUUUGUUGUGAGAAGAACCACCGAGUUAACUGUUACAGCUCCUCUGACUGAUAAGCCACCCAGGCUUUUGUAUCCUGUGGAAAGCAAACUAACAAUACAGGAGACUCAACUAGGUGACUCAGCCAACCUCACCUGCAGAGCUUUCUUCGGAUACAGUGGAGAUGUCAGUCCUUUGAUUUACUGGAUGAAAGGAGAGAAGUUUAUUGAAGAUCUGGAUGAAAAUAGAGUUUGGGAAAGUGACAUUAGAAUUCUUAAGGAACAUCUUGGAGAACAGGAAGUUUCUAUCUCAUUAAUUGUUGACUCUGUGGAAGAAGGUGACCUGGGGAAUUAUUCCUGUUAUGUUGAAAAUGGAAAUGGACGUCGGCAUGCCAGUGUUCUCCUUCAUAAACGAGAGUUAAUGUACACCGUUGAACUUGCUGGAGGACUUGGUGCUAUUCUCUUGCUGCUUGUUUGUUUGGUGACCAUCUAUAAAUGUUACAAGAUAGAAAUCAUGCUGUUCUACAGGAAUCAUUUUGGAGCUGAGGAACUGGAUGGAGACAACAAAGAUUAUGAUGCUUACCUAUCAUAUACCAAAGUGGAUCCUGACCAGUGGAAUCAAGAGACUGGGGAAGAAGAACGUUUUGCCCUUGAAAUCCUCCCUGAUAUGCUUGAAAAGCAUUAUGGGUAUAAGUUGUUUAUACCAGAUAGAGAUUUGAUCCCAACUGGAACAUACAUUGAAGAUGUGGCAAGAUGUGUAGAUCAAAGUAAGAGGCUGAUCAUUGUCAUGACCCCAAAUUAUGUAGUUCGGAGGGGCUGGAGCAUCUUUGAGUUGGAAACAAGACUUCGAAACAUGCUCGUGACUGGAGAAAUCAAAGUGAUACUGAUCGAAUGCAGCGAACUCCGAGGAAUUAUGAACUACCAGGAGGUGGAAGCCCUCAAACACACCAUCAAGCUCCUGACGGUUAUUAAAUGGCAUGGACCAAAAUGCAACAAGUUGAACUCGAAGUUCUGGAAACGUUUACAGUACGAAAUGCCUUUUAAGAGGAUAGAACCCAUUACACAUGAGCAGGCUUUAGAUGUCAGUGAGCAGGGGCCUUUCGGGGAGCUGCAGACUGUCUCGGCCAUUUCAAUGGUGGCGGCCACCUCCACAGCUCUAGCCACUGCCCAUCCAGAUCUCCGUUCUACCUUUCACAACACCUACCAUUCACAAAUGCGUCAGAAACACUACUACCGAAGCUAUGAGUAUGACGUACCUCCUACAGGCACCCUGCCACUUACCUCCAUAGGAAAUCAACAUACCUACUGUAACAUCCCUAUGACACUCAUCAAUGGGCAGCGGCCACAGACAAAGUCGAGCAGGGAGCCGAAUCCAGAUGAGGCCCACACAAACAGUGCCAUCCUGCCGUUGUUGCCAAGGGAGACCAGUAUAUCCAGUGUGAUUUGGUGA